AUGUCUCUGAACUACGGCUACCUCUUCUCAACAAAACUGGUCGCCGAAGACUUCGGCAGGUACGACAACUUCGCCCAAGACAAGAAGGCCUUCGAGUCCAUUCCCAACGUCAACAUUUCAAGGUCGAUGGUCUCUGAUAUGGCACAUGUUGAUGUUCCUGAGAUACUCCUUAUCAACAAGCGCAAGCCCCGUGCAAAGAUCUGGCUAAGGUAG
Cladophialophora yegresii CBS 114405 is the source of this 213-nucleotide messenger RNA. RefSeq lists its product as uncharacterized. The transcript has 2 exons. Bases 1 to 213 code for a protein of 70 amino acids. The record is from RefSeq and is a predicted model, not a curated record. NCBI's taxonomy places the organism in Eukaryota, Fungi, Ascomycota, Eurotiomycetes, Chaetothyriales, Herpotrichiellaceae.